AUAUCCAUCGAUCAAUGGUCAAUGAGGGCCAAUGGACACGAAUGAAUCAUAAUAUAGAUUUUUGUAUUUUUGUGUAUUUAUAAACUAGGCGUGAAGCGUUUUACCUACAACUUUUUUGUGACAAUCUGAAUCUACGAUGAGAAUAAUCACAACAGCUUUUUAUCUGCUUCUUAUAUCACAUGAAACAGUGACAGAGGAGCAGGUGCAGUAUGUUAUUGGAGAAAAAGGAGAGAAUGCCACACUGCAAUGCAACCAGCCCUCAGUAAAUGCCUCUGCACUUGUCUAUCGGUGGAAGAAGGAUGGAGCUGUGGCCAUCCAAAUGACCUCUGUGCCAUCGAACCAUUUUUCCAUUUUAAACAAUGGAAAUCUAAAGAUCAGUGGACUUAAGUAUAUAGAUGGAGGCACAUAUGAAUGUGAAUCCCAAACCGUGGGUGACAGAUCAUGGCAAACCUCUUCUAAAGUUCAGCUUCAAAUCGCAGAUGGUCCAACUAAUGUAGUAAUUGACAUAAAACCAGCAACCGCACUAAAGAAUGGAAAGUUAUAUGUCAAAAAAGGUUCCGAUGUCUUGUUUAAUUGCUCCAGUAAGUCUCAACCUGCACAGAACCUGACGUGGUUGUUUGAAGAUUCAGCAUCGAACGGGGCCGUUGACAAAGGCUUUGGGAAUGAAUCGUCCCUUACUUUUUCAAUAAGUAACAUUCAACCGGGCGACCAAGGGAUCUAUAGGUGUAUAGCUCAGAACACCCUCUCCAUGAGAACUGAGAAGAAGAACCAGGAACUUCUAGUUUACUAUGCUCCGGAGAGACACCCAGAAUGCAGCUGGGCGCCGGGAAACGGGCCCUCGGAUAUUGUGUUCAUAUGUUCCUGGUAUGGAGGUUACCCGGCGCCAACCCUGGAAUGGCAUGAGGUUUUGAAACCAUCUGUAAUAGCUAAGGGUCCCACAGUCAACUCAACAUCCCAGGAGACGGACCGUUUGGAGGUUAAUGUGAACAGGUUUAUUUUGGAGGAUAGUGAGGAGGUGAAGUGUGUGGGCAGUCAUGUGACCGGAGUUCAGAAUUCCUGUUCCUUCACACUCAAGAUACCAUACCCAUUAGGAGAUCCUAUGGUCACAGCUCUGGGGGGCACUAACGUCACACUCCGCUGUUAUGAGAUCAACUCUCUCCCACCAGCUAAAACCGUAUGGAAGAGAAAUAACACAGUCAUCAACAGCACGUCGAAAUACACCACGUCUGAAAAUAACCUCACAUACACACUCACCAUAAUCAACGUGACAAAAGACGAUGAGGGUAUCUUUACCUGCUAUAGUGAAAAUCCUCUUGGUGCAAGAGAGCUGGACGUGUAUCUCACUGUGAAAACCACAGCCGAUAGUGGAGGGGUCGUAGUUGGAAUCUUUGUCUCCGUUUUAAUAAUCAUGAUUGGAAUCGUUGUUGGCAUGACGGUAUAUUCAAAGCGUGACAGAAUUUGCAUUGGUUUAGGAUUUACUAGUUUAUCUGACGACAGAGGGGACGUUAUAAGUUUGGUGGACUCAGACGAAGAGGAAAUUUUCCAUGAUGUCGUUCCUCGAUUGCCGCAACUGACGAACAGACAUGCGACCACACUCGUAGAGAUUCACAGAAGACCGUCCAAUGAAGAUACUGCAGACAGUUCUGAAUUCACAGAUCAAACAGAAGGAGAACAAUAGACUGCAUCCUGUUAGGAAAUUCUCCUUAUUUCUCAACAUUAAGUACUGUGUUAAAUUAUUUUAUUUCUGUCUAAUAUUGUGCUUGUGUGAUAGUCCAGUUAUCUGUACAAAGUUUAAAUUGUUUUUAGAGAGGUCUUGUUUUUAUUUUCAGUAUUAGGUUUUGACCUAUCUCCUCAAAGUGAUAAUAAACCUUUCAGUUUCAUAUUUUGUUCAGUGAGUUGUUUUUGUUGGAUUGACUUGUUUCAAUAAUAAAGUAAAUGAAAAUC
Triplophysa dalaica is the source of this 1944-nucleotide messenger RNA. RefSeq names its product V-set and immunoglobulin domain containing 10 (gene vsig10). The transcript has 9 exons. The coding region runs from base 137 to 1678 and encodes 513 amino acids. Lineage: Eukaryota; Metazoa; Chordata; Actinopteri; Cypriniformes; Nemacheilidae. The record is from RefSeq and is a predicted model, not a curated record.